Molecule: messenger RNA, 618 nt
Organism: Olea europaea var. sylvestris
Lineage: Eukaryota; Viridiplantae; Streptophyta; Magnoliopsida; Lamiales; Oleaceae
Exons: 4
Coding region: 1-618 (205 amino acids)
Biological process (GO): DNA integration
Molecular function (GO): nucleic acid binding
Source: RefSeq, a predicted model, not a curated record
AUGGGUUCUUCUUCUAUAAGAGUCUACUUGGAAAUCUGUAAUAAGAAGGGAACCAAAAAUAUUGUAGCCGAUCAUUUAUCUAUGGUUGAGCAGGUUAAGGAAGUGGUAGAAAAUGGAGAAAUAAAUGAGAUAUUCCCUGAUGAGCAACUCAUGCAUCUCCGACAAGCUACCCACACACCAUGGUAUAAGGAUCAUGUGGAGAUUUUUUAUGUGUGGGAUUUUGAGUUUAUAUGGCAUUUUCCUUUUUCAUUCUCAAAUCAAUACAAAUUGGUGGCGAUCGAUUAUGUGUUAAAGUGGGUAGAAGCGGCACCUUUGCCCACUAAUAAUGCUCGAGUGGUAGUAAACUUUUUGAAGAAAAAUAUUUUCCCUCGCUAUAGCACCCCUCAAGCUAUCAUUAGUGAUGGAGGUAAACAUUUUUGUAAUCGCCUCUUCGACUCACUAUUGACAAAAUAUAGAGUGAAGCACCAUGUAGCCACCACUUAUCAUUUCCAAACUAAUGGCCAAGUUGAGAUUUCAAAUAGGGAGUUGAAGAGGAUUUUAGAGUUAACGGUCAAAAUUUUUGAAUACCCAUCCAUGGAUCUCAACAAGUUUGAAGGUGAAUUGUACAAAAGGUAUUAG